AGAGAGAGAGAGAGAGAGAGAGAGAGAGAGAGAGAAUAUAUAAAUUAAUUUUGUCUUGAGCUUUAUAGAAAAAACAAAACGGGAAUUUAUGGUUUGAGAUAUAGAGAGGUCCGGGUGAGUAAUAGGCUUUGUUGAGUGCGGAAAUAGGAGGGUCAAAAUAGUCAGUAAUGAAGGACGAGUAAAAGAAGGAAGGGAGAAGGAGAAGGAGAGGGAAAGGGAGUGGCGCUGAGUUGGAGAAAAGGGGAAGUAACAUGUAAAAAGGGGGAAGGAGUUGAUAUUCUCUUUGUGGCGAAUGUGUGAGUAAUGGACAGUAAGGUGAGUAGGAGGGAAGGAUACGCGUUCAGUUGAUAAUAUGGAAAAGAUUAUCGGAAAAGGUAUCGAAUAAAAUGUAUGAGGAUCGCAGACUGCUUAAAUACAGUAGAUGGGAUAGAAAAGAAAGCCGAAGGGCUGUAGCGGAGACAACAAACAAUGAAGGAGUUCUGACUGCCCAUAGGGGAGGGUUUGCUAGGGGAGCGAUCGGCGGUGAAUUUUCCCCAUGUGUCAGACCUGAAAUGCUUGGCGUCUUAUCUUUCUCUUGUUGCAAAUUGUCCUGGUUAAGUUAAUUAUCUCGUUUUUCCUGUUGUGGUUUGCUUAUAGCGUAGGGAGCUAUAAUUUCUAUGAAUUUAUUUAAAUUGUGUGCGGGUGUCUAGCGAUGUAACAUAAGGAUGUGGUAAUUUUUGGCUUGUUAAUUGAUAAAAAAAACAAAAAACAUACAUCAGACAUUUAGUUACACAGGGACCUAUAUGCGUUAUUGUUGCUUAGUUAUGUUGUAUUAACAGUACUCUUCGCUCAGUUAAAGUAGGAGCUACUUUUGUUCUUCAAUUCUGUUAGGCAACUCCAGAUGGCUUUAUGGCAUCAUGGUCAAUGUUGAAGCUCUUGGGUAAAGCAGCUAGUCAACUGAUGGUGUGUCUGAGGUAUUCACUGUUAGGAUUACCAAGGGAACUAUCUGGUCCACGUGUUUAGGAUUUUUAGAGUCCCGAGUCAAAAGUCUCUAGGGGAAAGCAGUAGUUCUUACAGUGGCAAGGGGCGAAUGUCCUUUGAGGCGUAUGCUCGAUCAUCAGAGAACGACGAAAGAAUGAGGAAAACCCGGUUCGACAGUACAAAAGCAUCCCGCAAACAGGUAAGCAACGUUUCUAAGCUGGCAAAUGUUUUCGAGUGUCUGCACUUCUUGGCAACGUUUGUGGCACCAGGGGGGCGUGGCUGACGGGUUACAGCCCCUCCCGGAUGCCCGCCGUCCACAGCCACCUCUCGCUCCCGGAUACCUGGCCGCUGGUGCUACUAUAUCUUGGGCAACGCUCAGGUACGACCACAGUCCCGCUCCACCUGCAGUCUCGCUACCACGUCUCUGGUGUGUGUGUAUGUGUGUGUGUUGAAGUGCCCGCGUAUUGUGUGGUCACAGUGGAACGAGUGCCACAGCAGUUUCCGGGAGAAACGUCUUUUGGAGUGCCACGUCGCCGCAGGUGUGUCGAUUGCGACGACGACCGCUGACGAGGAACGGUGCCUUUUGAUUUUGAAUAUCUUGAUAAGCCGCAUACUGGACUUAAGAUGCAGAUAGUGGGUGUCGCUUGGUGCGUUGUAUGUAUGUGUGUGAGCGUGUGAGUGUGGGGUGCGUGUUAUAGCACAUGGGGGCGGGUGGCCACGCAGAGCGUAGGUGGACGUAGUCGUGUGUACGCCGCUUUGCCCCUCCCGCUCGUUCAUUCAUGCGCCACUACCUAACGCGGCGACUCCUCGUGUCUCCUCUCCCUUCUCAACGCCACCUUCCUCCCAUCCCUCAGUGCUCAAGCAUGCUGGCACGUGUGGAAAGCCAAUAGUGUGAAUUCGACGCGAAUGUUUCUCUUUGACGAACUGUGAUAAGUGUUCCUCCAAGCCUUUUUAAGCAAGUUACAACUCUAGAUGUAUAAAAUAUAUAUUUCGAUGCUUUGGAACCGCUAGAGAACUUUUGUACAAGGCUGGCUUCGAAUCGCUUGGUGGGAGUGGAAAACUGAAUGUUGAGCAUAGUAGAAAACGUUACUGGCAGCCAUGUCAAGCAUGUGUUGGACACUUCUUUAGUUUUUUGUUAGUGCAUCGUAUGUUCUGCGAGGUACGCGCUGUUGCCCCCACGUAACCUUCCCUGGCCAGUAGUGUUGCGUCCGAACUAGGGGAGUGGAACCGGCGGUGUGAGCACCUCCCUGGGGUCGGACACCCGGGCCAUGCAGGACGUACGACACGCGACUGUGGGGGAAACAGACACCGUCGGCAGUGUAAGUGGCCCAGCGGAACCCGCAAGUGAAGUUGAGGGCGGGGGACACCUACCUCCCCCGCCCUCGAUCAAGGACCUGCCGCCGCCCACAAAGGGAACUGUAGAGCCACCUGAGGCACCGGUCCAGGGAGCCAAGAUGCCCGCGAGUCCGCUCAUACCACCGCCGCCUCCGGACCCGACUCUGGGCGAUGUCUCCCGCGAGUCUCAUACUCCAGCUAAAUAUCCCGCGGUUGACCCGGCAGGUCAGCCUCAUGGCAAAAAGAAUGGCUCUGCGGGGCAGCCAGUUACGGCAGUACAAGAGACGGUAACCUCAGAAAACCCUCACUCGAACCCCAACCCCAGCCCUAAUCCAAAUCCUAAGCCGAACCCAAACCCUAACCCUGGGCACCACAGGCCUGUUGCAGGACUCCAGCAACAGCCUUAUCGAGUCCAAAGCCCGGCUCAAGCCGGAGGUCCAGCCCCAGGGCAAGCUCAUGCCCAUGCCUCGUCCCCUGUAGGGCAGCAGAUUCCUUUACAAGGACCACCGCUUCCUCGCCAUGGCCUGCCGAUGAUGCCCCCUCGCCCAGGUCCUCCAAUGGCUCAACUUCCUCGCCAUGGGUCACCGCUGGUACACACGCCGCAUCACGUACCCCCCAUGGGAUUGCCGUCCCACCACAGGCCUCCAAUGGGCCAGCCGCCCCCACCGUCUCCCGUGUUACGGGCCCAUCCGUUUGCCGAACCCGCAGCAAGGCCGCCCCGCUUUCAGGAGCCCGUCGUUCGACAGCCGGGCUACCAGGUGCCAAGACCUGGUGGCUCUUCUUACCGCGGUGAGGCACAGAUUCUCUACCAGGAGGAAGUGCCACCCCAGUAUCAUGAAGAGAGGCUCUCUUACGUCGAGGAGGGGGCGGCCUUCCAGGGAGAAGGGAUGUAUGGGGAGAAGGGCGCGGUUUACGUCGAGGAGGGAGGGUCGCUCACGGAAGAGAGUCCGACGCAGGUCCCAGGCCAGGCGCGACACCCCCGUCGCCAGACAUCAACUUUGCGUAUAUCCAAAUGGGUGAACCCUAUCCCCGAUGACCCCGAGGACGGUAAGUGUUGCCCAGUGUUAGUUUGCUUUGUUUAAGACCCAUUUCGCCUGACCCUUUCAGUUACAGAUUUUCGCGGCACUUAUAUUUCCCCUUGGUCAUAGGUUGAAAAUUGAAUUGUGAAAAGUGUCAGUAAGCGUUUUUCGAACGAAGCUUCAUCGUGGUGUUUUGCUCUGCAGUUAUUAUGGCAGACCGUACUGACAUUGAUACCCUUAACAGUGAUCGGUAGUUAGUCAUAGAUUAGGGCACUUCCUGGACAGAUGCAUAAGGACUUAGAGACGUCGUUUUCUUCUUAUAAUAGGUGAAUGAACCUUUGUAGAAAAGCAGAUGCGUACAAAGUGUAUGGCGAUUGCAGAUGCAAUUGUGCUAUAAACAUAUGUGAUUGGAGAACCAGGAAAACGGCUGUGUAUAACAUGUUUGAUGGUCUUUGAAAUAAUAUAGUAAAAUUAUGAAUUUUUAUGUUAACUCAAAUAUGCAUAUCACAUAUUGUGUAUACGUACUGGUGCAAAUGAACAUGCUUCCUGGACACUCGCACAAACAAAAUAUGGUAAAUCCGUCGAUUUUUAUAGAUUUAGAAGAUCUCAUGAUGGCAGGUAAGAACAUGCUCUCCUCUGUCAAGGGAUCUGCUGUUGGGUCUUAAUGAGAAUACAUUAUCAGAGUAGAUUACUAGGACAUUGCAGGGCUUGGGCAAACGUUUUUAGAAAUAUUCCUCUUUAGAUCGUGUUAAUAGAUGAUGUAAUUAUUGUUAUAAGUUUUCCUAAAGAGGACACCCGUAUUAUCGACACAUUUUGAGUGGCAGGGGAAUUAGCUGUUUUGUCGUAGUUACAAGGAUUACGGUGAUUGAAAAAAAAAUAUUAAAAGAUUUAGAAUAGGUAACGGAGUUUCGCGCAUUUUUUAAGCUUGACUGGAGCCUCAUGUUAGCUCGAGCGUAAAAAUUGUGCUAACAUCUGCCUUUGUUAAUUUCAUAAAUAUGUGGAUUUUAAGCGAACGUAUAGAUCAUAAUUAUUGCAAUUUUGUGGGUGUUUUAUGUAUUGCUUCCGAUGUAGCUUAGGGAACCGACUGAUAAGUGGUUAAAUCUGUGUAAGGCGUGCUGAUGGUGGUUGUGAUGAGUGAGCGUAUGGUUUCGUUUCUAUGGCAUUUGUGGCGAAGAUGUGCUGCAGAAGAAUCGAUGGCAAAGCACCCGCCGAGAUGCACUUGUGGCGGUUGCAGUGUCAUGGCAACAGGCAUCCUCGGCCCACAGAUUAAAUUAGUGUUGCAGAUGUUUAUAUAUGUGCCCGAUGAUUAAGUGUUGCGAUCGUAUAUUUGUUUUGUUACUCGUUAAUGUUGCGGUUGAAUGAUUGCUAUGGUUACAAGUCUCAGCUUUGCAGGUGCAUUCCCUCUUCAAUAUAAUGUAGAUUUGUCUUAAGAGAUGCAUAUAUAGUUAUUGAUUGUUGUCAUAAUUCAUUACGGUAUUCAUAUACGUGUGUAUAAGCUUAUUGAAAACAUGUUCAGGUGAGAAAUAUCGAGACCAGGGAGGGUGAUCGGGAGACGUGAGCUGGAGUGGAUAGGUGCAGAGUGGUAGCGCUAUGAAUGAGGCUGAGCAGUGUACUGUCAGCGCCGGACGCACGCACUUACAAACUCCAGCGACUCCUGGCACUACACGUCGGAGGACAUGCGCGCUUGUGCCUGCAUCGCCGUGGCGCCCUCCCGCCACGCUCCAUGCACGGACAUUCAAUAAGGAGAAAAAAUAUGAAGGAAAAUAGAAGUUAUUGCAACUUUCCUGGACUUAACUAAUUAGCGCACGACGUAGGUGUUUGUCGAGACGGUUUCUUUUUAUCUAAUUUUCCUUUAACGGAAAUAACCUUUCGUGGAUUGCGAAGUUGCUGUGCGUGUGUAGAUGAGCUUGUGGAGGCAAU
Molecule: messenger RNA, 5234 nt
Organism: Penaeus chinensis
Lineage: Eukaryota; Metazoa; Arthropoda; Malacostraca; Decapoda; Penaeidae
Product: proline-rich protein 2-like
Exons: 2
Coding region: 2229-3377 (382 amino acids)
Source: RefSeq, a predicted model, not a curated record